AUGUCGUUCUCUGGUAGCUCUGCGGGCACCUUCGCGUGCGGAUUGUGUUCUCCGGACCUCGCACCUCCGUUGCCCAGCGUCCCUUCUCCAGCUUCAAUCGCUGAGGUGCAGCGCUCAGCGUCCGUCACCGGGAACGGGCCGCUUCGUGACCUGCUUGACGGCUACGCCCGGUUGCAAGAUCACUGCCACGCGCUCAUGGCUCUAAACGGCGCGCUCGUUUGCCAUGGUAGCUCUCUGCACCAUCAGGCAGCCUGCCACCGUGACUCCACGUCUAGCCCCGACUCAACCCAACACCCGGGCCCAGUCGGCCGGACAGACGUCGCAUCUACUGUUGUCGUUGGCCCCGCAGACGGCACGCAGGCCCUCGAAGUGAUACGGCUCCAGGACGAGCUCCGAGAUGCUCUUGUCCGGGCCGGACGCGUGGACGAACUGGAGACCCGGCUAGCCUCUGCAAUCCAGGACGGCGACGACAUUGCCGCGUGGUUCCAUGGGGAGUUGAAGGCGGCCCGCAACCGUGUUACCGAGUUGGAACCGCGCGUGGGCAGUGUCACUUCAAACCAGGAGGCAUCUUCGGAUUGUGGGUAUUCGCCUUCGGCUCCGAGUCUUCCUCCAAGUGCGUCCUUGAGCGGAGACCCCGCGCUUCUUCGGCAACUCGAUGCUUGUCAUGCCGAGCGAGAAAUUGCUCGUGUGGCGCUCAAGAAAGCGCGUGCAGAGGUCGAAUCUCUCACAGAGCAACUGGUGGAAGCGCUAGCCGAACGCGACGAAGCCCAUGGCCGUCGUGUCCAGGCUCAGCAUCAGCUGCAUGAGGCCCACGUCGAACGCGAUCAAGCUAAAAGAAGAGCCGAGAACGCCAUCACCGACCGAGCUCGAGCCCGUUCUGCAACCCGGGAAGCCGAAGUCGUGCGUUCGCAGCUGGAGACCGAAGUAGCGUCGCUGUCGUCGCAGGUCACGAAUCUCAAACAUCAACUGAAGACCGCAACCACCGCUUCGUUAGCGGCAGCGUCCAACGUGAAGCGACUGAACGAUCGUGUCGGGGUCCUAGAGACCGAGAAUGCGGGUUGUGCAGAGCGCGUGGAGCGCGCUCGUGCUGCCUGUUUAUCAGUCGAACAGGCUCGAGACGUUCUCGGUCAACGGCUGUGCGCUGCUGCAGCAGCGGUCGGUGCUCGACUCGAUCUCCAGGAUCUAAUACAGGAAGUGGAUACCAUUGUGCGGACGACCGGCACUGAGAUCGGCUCUGGCGUCAGCCGUCGGUCGCUGCCUCCGCCUCGCGCUCACCGUGUCCAUCGUCGUCUGAAGCGGAGUCACGUCAGUGACAGUGAGGAUGACGAACACGAGUCGGAGGGGCACGGGGAGGACUACACGGGUAACUCGCCAGUCCCGUCCCGAGCCACGGACUCGCCUAAGCGAGUGCGGACCGUGGGAUCGUUAGCAGCGGCGCAACCGUCCCAGCAAGGAGCAAGCGCUGACGUCGGCGAAGCAGUCGUAUCCGAAAUCGCUGCUGACUCUGUUGAGGUCCGAGAAGGGUCUACCCCUACCGGACAUGGGAGAGAGGGGAUCGGUAACGAAAGAGCGGUCGAUCCAAACGAGACGCCCAAUGAAGUUCAGGAAGCCACCCACACUGUGGUCAUCGAUGCAGCGGUUGGGGUUGGCGCUGUCGAAUACGUCCGCGCAGAUGAUGCUCCCGCCGAGGCACUCGUUCAGAGCGUAGUACCCAUUUUCGGUAACGUGGUGCCGCCGGUGUCAAAUGCCGCUGAGUGGGAUGAUUUCGACUCCGUCCCUUGGCCAAUCGAGCUGCGCCAGAUCACUUUGUCGGCCAUAACCAUUUUCGAUCUGCGCGACAGGAUCUGGCCGGUGCGAGGAUGGGUGAUACCCGUAACGCCGGAACCUGAACCUGCGAAGUGGCAGCGAGAACUGCUCACCAUCGAGAACGUGACGCAGUUGUACGCCAGUAAGCCGUGGUCAUAUCUUGAAGAGAUCACGAACCCGAUCACGUUCUUGCUCACCGAUCCGGCAUUCGCUUCACUCAUCGGCUCCUAA
Messenger RNA from Phytophthora sojae, 2037 nucleotides. RefSeq lists its product as hypothetical. The record is from RefSeq and is a predicted model, not a curated record. NCBI's taxonomy places the organism in Eukaryota, Oomycota, Peronosporomycetes, Peronosporales, Peronosporaceae. The transcript is spliced from 3 exons. Bases 1 to 2037 code for a protein of 678 amino acids.